Messenger RNA from Patiria miniata (bat star), 4441 nucleotides. RefSeq names its product X-ray repair cross-complementing protein 5-like. Lineage: Eukaryota; Metazoa; Echinodermata; Asteroidea; Valvatida; Asterinidae. The transcript has 20 exons. Gene Ontology annotation, molecular function: damaged DNA binding; telomeric repeat DNA binding; double-stranded DNA binding. Bases 108 to 2324 code for a protein of 738 amino acids. Gene Ontology annotation, cellular component: Ku70:Ku80 complex; nucleus. Gene Ontology annotation, biological process: cellular response to X-ray; double-strand break repair via nonhomologous end joining; DNA recombination. The record is from RefSeq and is a predicted model, not a curated record.
GUAUUUUGUUAUUGUACGGUACGGUUGGCGGUUUCGUCCGCGGCGGGCGUGCGCGAACUUGACAUCAGCGACAGCAGCAGCAGCAAUACACACAUGUGGAGGACAUCAUGGCGAAAGAAAAGGAGGCAAUUUUGCUGUGCUUAGAUGUUGGCCCAUCAAUGGAUCAGGCACCAAGUGGCCAUGCAACAUGUUUAGAAUCUGCACUUGAUGUCAUUACACUGCUUCUACAAAGGAAGUUAUUCAGUGAAUCUAAGGAUGAAGUUGGCUUAGUUCUAUUUGGAACUCAAGGAACUGCCAAUCAUCUGUCCAAUGAUGGCUAUGAGCACAUUACUGAAGCCAGACCUCUGGGCCCAGUAGAUUUAGAUUUGAUCCAGUAUAUCAAGACAGAUGUACAGCCAGGACCGCAGGCUGCUGAUUUUGUUGAUGCUCUUGUUGUUUCCCUGGACCUAUUGAGAGGCUCCUCACAAGGCAAGAAGUUCACCAGCCUACGUCUAUUACUGUUCUCUGACCUGGGAGGACAGUUUAGUGAUGACAACCUGGAAGGUUUUGUUAAUGCUCUCAAAGACCUGAAUGUUGAACUCAAUUUCAUUGGGCCUAAAUUUGAAGGAGAGGAUGAGGAAAGUCAAGAUGGAAGGCAGGAUGCAAACCAAGAUGAUAAUGGUCCAUCUACUAGUGAUGGUAGGAAAGCACUCACUAAACCAAGACAGAAAGAGAAAACACCGCAACAAAGAGCUGGGGAAGCAUUACUCAAGCACAUAUGGAAUCAAGUAGAUGGAGAAAAAUACUCAUUCAGUGAGACCUUGUCACUUUUGAGCUUCUUUGAAAAGCGUGCAGUGAAGCAAACAGCAUGGAAGGCCAACCUUGAGAUAGGACCAAACAUCCAAGUUCCUGUCUGUGGAUAUCUGAAGGUAAAACAGAGCACCCAGAAAUCAUGGAAGUCAACAUACAUAAAAGGAAAAGGAAAGGAGUACACACCCAAGACAAUACGCUCUCAACAUCUGAAUAAUGAUGAGGAAACUGAGGUGGAAAAGGAGGAAAUCAUAGAAGGUCAUCGUUAUGGUAGUGACAUCAUACCUAUUUCAGAAGAAGAUAAGGUUAACAUGGGUUACAAACCUCCAGGUAAACUUAUGCAAGUCCUGGGCUUCGCUAAGCAAGACAGUAUCAAGCGUCACCAGCAACUUGGGAAUAGUGUGUACUGCUUUGUAGCAGACCCAUCAGAUCAACAUGGAUGUGUAGCAUUAUCAGCCAUCAUCAAUGCCUUGUAUGAAACCAACUCUGUAGCUAUUGUACGUAGAACCUACUCUGCCAGAAGUAAUCCUCGUAUUGCCUGCUUGGUUCCACACAUCAAAGCUAAAUGUGAGAGUUUAUUGUACAUUGAGCUGCCAUUUAUGGAGGAUUUAAGGCAGUAUACAUUCUCAUCUAUCAAUGCCAAUAAGAAGAAUCAGCCAUCUGAUGAACAACUUGAUGCUGUGGACAAUCUCAUUAGCAGUAUGGAUCUCAUGAAAGCUAACACAAAUGAAGAUGGGGAGGAGGAGGAGGCAUUGAAGCCUAAAUUGACGUUCAAUCCGUACUAUCAAAGACUCUGCCAGUGUUUAAUGCACAGAGCACUGAAUCCUAUUGGAGCUUUACCGGCCUUGUCACCUGCCAUCGCUGAGUGUUUACAACCUCCUGCAGCAUUGUCUGUAGAAUGCUCCACUUGUGUGGACAAGAUCACAGAGUUGUUUAAAUUGGAACGUGUGAAGAAACAAGAAGUAGCAUCAGCAGAAAGCAUGUGGAAAGACAGUGAUGUAAAUGAAGCAGGCCCUGCAGCUAAGAAACCACGUCUUGAUGAUGCUGCAGACACUACAGACUUCAGCAUGGCUGGUAUGGCCAAAGGAGCUGUCACACAGGUGGGCACAGUUGAUCCUGUUGGAGACUUCAAUACAAUGAUCAGUCAGAAGGACCAAGACAGAUUUACUCAAGCGUCAGACCAAAUGCAGAAUCGUAUCAGGCAGUUGGUGCGUGAUUCAUUUGGUUCUCAGUUCUUCAGCAAGGCCAUGGACUGCCUUAAGACAUUAAGAGCAGCAUCUAUACAGCUUCAUGAACCGGACCUUUUCAACAACUUCUUGAGAAAACUCAAAGAUGAACUGAAAGAAAUCUUCAAAACAGACUUUUGGAGUCAGAUAAUUUCAGAGAAAAUCACAUUAAUAGAUUCAUCUGAGAGCAACGAGAGUACUGUCCCUAAAGCUGAAGCCAAAAAGUUUCUUGAAGAAACUGCAGAGGAUGAGGAGGUUGCUCCUGCUGAGCCAGUUGAAGAUGCUGAUGAUCUGCUGGAUAUGAUGUAGCAAGAGGAAGAGACAUUCAUUACAGUCCUUGAUGAAGACUAAGAGGAAGCUAGACUGAGCCUAUGCACAGAUGAAGAACCUGAUUAUUAUAUAACAUAGCUAAGUAGUUUCAUUAGUCUUUUAUUGAUUGGAAAUUGGAUGCCAUUGACAUUGAGAAGUGUCGGGGGGGGGGGGGGGGAUACCUAUAGAGAUGAUGUAGGUAGCAUGCUAUUUUUGUGAUUUCAUUUUCCCAAAAGUGGAUAUUACUUUCUUUUCUUUCUGCAUUUUGUAUCUUAUAAGAUAUCAUGUCUAUGACGUAUUGUCUUAACUUGAUCAGUUUUACUGUCAGAAUUUGUUUAUGUAGAAGAUUGAAUAAUAGUUGUUAGAUUGGAAACAGUGUGUUGCCUUGCAGAUUGCUUCUAGUUUGGGUGAAGGUUUGUUUUGGUUGCUUUUCUAUCAUGUGAAUAAAAGCAAUGAUUUGUUUAACCCUCUCCUAACUAUUGGUGCGUGUACAGGGUGAGUAAAAAAACAAGCAGAACCCAAACCCCAUAAAUGUUAUUUCAUAUUUAAAAAAAAUAUGUAGCACCAACAAUAAUAAUGACUGGAAAGCCAAUUUCAUAAGCUACUUUUAGAUGAAAACAAUUACUGAAAUUGCUCAAAUCUGUUCAAAGAUUAUCACCAUUUAACACAAUGACCCACAAUUGUCUUCAAACAUCACCAGCGAUAAAACCUCAGUUUAAAAGUUAAAAAUAUUCAACAAAGUCCUUUUGAAGGCCUGUCUUUAAAAAAAAAAGGAUUUAUAAAUUGUAUUGAUGGCCUAACCAGGGUUAGGAUAUUGUUAUAAAGAUAUUGUGUACUACAGUAUUGUAAUAAAGAUAUAUUGUAAUAAAGAUAUUGUGUACUACAGUUGUUGACAGUUGUUGAAACAAGUAUUUUUUUUUGUUUUUUUCUUUGUUGUGCCAAACAGUCAAAAUACACAAUGAAUUGCUUUUCCUGGAUGGAACAGGUUGUAGGGUCAUUGCCUUUGUGAUAUUCUUUGAAUUGGUUGAGCAAUUUCAGUAUUUUUUUAUCUAAAAGUAGCAUAUGAAAUUGGCUUUCCUGUCAUUAUUUUUGGUGCUACAUUGUACAUAUUUUUCUAAAUAUGACAUUUUAAUUUUGGGGGUUUGGGUUCUGCUUUUGUUUACUCACCCUGUAGUUGACAAAGCUGCACACUGAACACUGAAAAGAGAUCUAUCCAACAUGUUUUAAUUUUAUGGUAGGAUCUUACCAAUUAAAGAAGCAUUUUAGAUGUCUCCAAGGUGUAAAUAUGAAACGUUAUUUUUGAGAAAUCACUUCUGAAAUAUAAAUUUGCAUCUGGAUCAUAGUAUUGAGGGUUACAUACAGAACCUUGUUGGAUGAAUCGAUCAUAAAACACUGUUCUUUGGGCUUGAUUUUCAGACCACAUGCAAAGGGUGACUGAAGUAAACGGCACUAUUCCUUUUGUAUAUCAAUCUGUGAUAGUGAAAGCCAUGUGUGACUGGUCUGUCAUUACUAGGGUGGUUGCUUGUUUGUUGGCAUGUUUCACACAUUCUUAUAUUCAAGAUGCCAUACAUGCAUGGUUAUAUGCCAUUUCAAUCAGGGCUUGUAGAUGUUGUGGCUUGAUGAGUCUGUACCUGCCGGGUGAUUAACACAUCUGAGCUACUUCAGAUGAAUAAGCAGUGUGUUGGGAGGGUAGAUUCAUCUUGGCAAGCAAACCAUUCGAAAUAUAAGCAGUACCUGAAAUAAUAAAAUAGAUGCAUGGAAAAUAGCGAAGGGAAUUCAGUGGGUGGACCCAGUUCUAAGAUAAACCAGAACUCUCUAGACCCUGACAAAAAUAUCUAUAAAGUCACCCCUUCUACUAUCAGACAGUACUUAUUAAUCCUAACCCCCAAGGGUGUGUGGUAUAUUGGAAGAUUUAGGACUGUUAGGAUUAAUGUCAUUGAUGCACAAUUCUCAUGCCUGACCUACUUUUGAAUUAAGUAAAGGGCCAUUGUUUUAUUCCGAUUUCAAGCAACUCGCACAUAAGUUUUAGUUGUCUUAUUACAUUGUAGUUCUCACUGGUUUUUGUAUUUUAAGUGCCAUAUGAUUACAUGAAUCCCAAUAAAUGAUCUUCAGUCAUA